Molecule: messenger RNA, 1655 nt
Organism: Pocillopora damicornis (cauliflower coral)
Lineage: Eukaryota; Metazoa; Cnidaria; Anthozoa; Scleractinia; Pocilloporidae
Product: carbohydrate sulfotransferase 1
Biological process (GO): sulfur compound metabolic process; N-acetylglucosamine metabolic process
Molecular function (GO): N-acetylglucosamine 6-O-sulfotransferase activity
Source: RefSeq, a predicted model, not a curated record
GUCAACAAGCUGGGCGCAAUUUUUAAUCUCAACAAUUGCAGGGAAAUCCAUCAAUUGAAACGGGUCACUCCCCACGAAUUCACCUACAUUACCGUUGACAAGCAAGCUCAUGAAAUCUAGAGGCAUUUGACGGGACUGAUUCUGGAUCACCCUUGACACUCUUUGCAUGGCAAAACCUCGAAGAGUCCCUGGAAUUUUGGGCCUCAUUGCCUUAGGUAUCACAGCAUGCAUCGCCAUAAGGGCCCUUUGUAAGUAUUCUGGCCUGGUUGCUUUUCAACCCCCAACAGAAACUAGAAAGGGAAAGACAAACAUUUUGAUUAUUUCAAAUGCAAGAUCAGGAUCAUCGUAUCUUGGGCAAAUUUUCAAUCAUCACCCGCAGGUCUUUUAUAUCUAUGAACCUUUGAUAACAUUUCAAGUGACAUCGGUGCGUAACUCUUCACUCUACGAACAGACGGCACUGGGCCUCCUACGCGACAUUUUCAACUGCAGAUUUAAGCAGCAAACAGAGUUUUUAUCUUUCAUGUCGCAUAUGCAGCUCAAUCGCUUUUCAAGCCACGCCUUUACCUCGCCCUAUUGUAAAAACAUAACCAACGCGAAGGAUAAUCGAACUACUAUUUAUUGCAAAGACUUGGAUCCCCUCAUAACUUCUUUGUCCUGCUCGCUUCACAGCCACACAGUGGUGAAAGUUCUCGCUCAUAGAUUGCCAUUUCUAGACGUUGAUCGUCUUCAACGUUUAUUGGCUCGCGAUCGAGAUAAUUUAAAAAUCAUUCACCUAAUGCGAGAUCCAAGAGCUGUCAUCGCUUCUAUGGAUCGUGUCGGCUGGGGUUUGGAAACUUCAGCAGUGAAAAUGGCUACGACAAACUUUUCUCAUUUUACCAAUCUUGUGCAAAAGUUCUGUUCUAAUUCGAUAAGAACGCUGCGAUUGGCUCUGCUGGCUGAGAGUAAAUUCCCAGAUCGCUAUAAACUUGUCAGAUACGAGGAUCUAGUAAAAUUACCAUUAAAUGUCUCUCAAGGACUAUUUGAUUUUACCGGCAUUCCAAUGUCGGAUCAAGUCAUGAACUAUCUAAACAGUGGUACACAAUCACGUGAAAGUGGGGCCAAUCACGCGUAUGGAACACUUAGGAAAAAUGCGUCUCUGUUGAUAGACGCUUGGAGAAAUCAAUUCAGUAUUGAAGCCGUACGAAUGGUGGAGUCACAAUGCUGGCCAGUUUUGGAAAUACUUCGGUACACACCUAUCCAUAGCCCGGUUCUGCUAGGCACGUGACAGGCACGUGCAAAAAGUCGACUACGCACGCGAUCUUGGUUACAAAUCCAAAGGGAGAACACAAUAGGCAAAUAACUCGUCCUACCCCUCCCCCUUCAAUUGCCUCUGCAGUCGUUUUUUCAUCUUUUGGCCUAGGCGUUUAGGGUUAACAGUGACCGGGAAAGUAGAUUGUGACAGGUUUCCUGACAGUGAAGGCAAAAACAAAAAGCGGGUGUGCAUGAAAUGAUGGGAAGGUCUCAUGUCCUCAUCAUUUCCCAUGACAACUUCCAAGCAUUAUUUGCUCAUCAUCUGUUUCCCUCAUCCCCACUGGCUGAGAGUCUGGAACAGGCUACCAGUGACAGAGAUGUGAAUUUCCCAGAAAGUAAUUUUGCUUUGAAAAUACCACAGAAAA